UAGUGUUCCAUUUAAAAUAAUUAAUUCCUGCAGCCGUAAAACUUUUAUUUAUUGCCAAGACCACGAAUUGAAAGCUCAGUGUUUCAUUACUUUUCGAGUGCAACAAAAGUUUACACGUGCAGUUUGUUCGUCCACAAUUUCACACAGUAAAAAGUUGGGUUGACCAAGUGAUCGGAAAAAUACAAGGAAAAUGGAAAUUGUCAAGAAAAUCCAGCAAUUCAUCAGCUACUGGUACGUUCGGUACCUUUUGGUUACUGAAUUGUAUAUGGUUGAAACCUGGGAGAAGGUUAUAGUGCAUAUCCUGUUCGCCAUAAUCUUCGGUCUGUUCUGGUAUUUCAACUACUCCAUCAUCAUGAGUGGCAUCUCUCAGCUCCGCAGCUCAACAUCACAUGACGUGGAGCAAGUUUUAUGAGCAACCAUCAACUAUAGUUACGAACUCAAGUUACUACUAAAUUAUUAUCUUAAUAUGAUGCUGUAGGAUUAAUUUAAUUAUAUUGUAACCUUUAUUUUAACAUUUUUAUAGAAGACACUGUAAAAUAAUGGUAUCUGUAUUAAGAAAAAAAUUGAAAACUUAAUGUGCUGCAAAUGAAAGGGAACAAAAAUGUAUGGGACAUAAAUAUGUAACAAAAAUGAACAAAAAAGGAUGAAGUCAGAAGAUUACUGUAUUUUUAUACAACAAAAGUUUAGGGUACUACUACCCGCAACUGGAUAAAAAGUAGACUGUAUGUAUGUUCUGAUGUGGGCUGUAUUACAGUAAGUUUCAUCGGCAUCUGUCUUGUGCUGAAGGAGUAAAAGAUGUCAAUGCACUAAGUGACCUUUGGUCUUAAAAAGCUUAUUUGCACACAAAUAGAAGCUUUGAAGUUGUGUGCUGCAUUUUUGUCUGCCGGUAUUUUCAUAUGUAAAAUGGAACACUAACGGAAAUUCAGGAAUUCGCAAAUAUCUAAUAAGUAUUGUUUAUAGUUCAUAGCUACUAUUAGCUACCUGUAGCAAAUCAGUAAAGGUACGUUAAAAUUAUGAAGUGUAUAAUGGCCCAAGCACCUAUUUUUUGUGACACCUACCUUCACUGACGUUUUUUAUACAAAAGUACCUACGUAGUAUUGAAAAUUAUAAAGUACCUAUGCACAUAAUCUAAUGUAAGUUAUUUAAAUGCAUCUAAUUUUCAUUCCAUGUUAAUAAUUGUUACCAAAAUAAAUAAUUAUAAUUUAUUCUCUAA
Helicoverpa zea (corn earworm) is the source of this 1213-nucleotide messenger RNA. RefSeq names its product serine palmitoyltransferase small subunit A (gene ghi). The record is from RefSeq and is a predicted model, not a curated record. The coding region runs from base 191 to 412 and encodes 73 amino acids. The transcript has 2 exons. Lineage: Eukaryota; Metazoa; Arthropoda; Insecta; Lepidoptera; Noctuidae.